Salvelinus sp. IW2-2015 is the source of this 3263-nucleotide messenger RNA. The record is from RefSeq and is a predicted model, not a curated record. NCBI's taxonomy places the organism in Eukaryota, Metazoa, Chordata, Actinopteri, Salmoniformes, Salmonidae.
GCACUGAGCAACCAUUUUACACCACACUGUAUUGUUUAUCACAAUAGAGCAUGUUAUUUAAUAGGUGACAUACAUGCAAAUCACACAAUUGCUGGUACUUCAAAUAAUGAUAUAGUGCUCUUCAAGCCUAACAUUAUUGCACAUUCAAUAUUCCAGCUGUCUUUCGCUGCAACAACAACCUGUUUUAGAUGAUGAGAAAAAUAUCCCAACUUCUUCCGAAUGGUCACCUCAGACAACACAGUCACUGUUGUGAAGAUCCUACAGAACUACAGGUGGAGACGUGUAGGGAUGCUGACCCAGGAUGUACAGAGGAUCUCAGAGAUAAGGAGUGAUCUGGCUAAACAACUGAGCAAGGCUGAUGUUAUGGUUGCUGUAACUGAAAGCCUGUCCACUGACCCAUGUGUCAAUGUAAAGAUAUUGAAGGAUAUGGAUGUAAGGAUCAUUAUUGGGUUGUUUGACGAGAAUUCAGCCUCCAAAGUGUUUUGCUGUGCUUACAGCCUGAACAUGUUUGGUGGGAGGUAUCAGUGGAUCCUCCCUGGCGGUUACCAGGGGAGCUGGUGGGAGGAGYCCAACUCCUCCCACUGUGCUUCAAACAACCUGCUGACCGCAAUGGAAGGCUACAUCACUGUGGACUUCACACACCUCAGUAACAGACAGAUAAAAGGCAUCUCAGGAAGGACCCCACAAGAGUAUGACGAGACUUACAACAGAGAGCUGCUGCAGAGAGGGUUGGUUGCCAGCAAGUUCCAUGGGUUUGCCUAUGAUGGAGUUUGGGUGAUGGUGAAAGCAUUGACCAGGGUCAUUGAGUCUGUAAGACACAGAGAGAGAUAUGACAUCCACCGGAACUUCACAGUCAGCAACAAGGAGAUUGGACAAAUGGUCCUGGAUUCCAUGAAGGAGAUUUGCUUUGAGGGUGUAACUGGUCAAGUUCUGUUCAGAAAUGGUGAACGCAUGGGAACUAUUAAAUUAAUUCAAUUUCAAGAGGGCCGGGAGGUUAAGAUAGGCCAGUAUAAUGCAGAAGAAUUAGAACUCAUCAACCACUUAAUCAAGUUUCAAGGCAUGGAGCCGCCUAAAGACCGGACAGUCCCAGCCUGGGAUGUCAGUGUUCCCCUCUACAUCAUCUUGUUAUCCACCACUGGCCUGGCCAUGCUCAUGCACUCCUUCCUCUUCUUCCACAUCAAGCAUCACAACCAUUGGGUCAUGAAGAAGUCCAGUCCGUCCAUGAACUACCUCAUUACUGGUACAGUGCUGGCCUGUACCUCCGUCUUCCUCUAUGGGCUGGAUGGAUCCCUUGUGUUUGUUACGCUUUGCCCUAUUCGCACAUGGACUCUUUCUGUAGGAUACACCACAACUUUUGGGACAUUGUUUGCACAAACUUGGAGGCUCUGGACAAUUGUCAAAAAUAAGGAGAUCAUUGAAAAGAUUAAUAAGGAUGACCAACUAUGGAUAAUUGUCGGGGGAAUGCUGCUAAUCGAUCUGUGUCUGUUAACCUGCUGGCAGAUGGUGGAUCCACUCAGRCGAACAGUGGAAGAGUUCAGCCUAGAGCACUGUGAAAGUACAAACAUGACUAAAUGGCUCGCCAUUGUAUAUGGCUACAAAGGGCUUCUAAUGUUUCUUGGAUGUUUCCUGGCCUUGAGAACAAGGCAUGCACAUAUCCAUCUCCUCGAUGACAGCAAGUACACAAGGCUGAGCAUGUACCACGUGACCAUCAUGUCUAUCAUUGGAGCAUCAGGGUGCUUCCUGACCCAGUAUAACCCUAAUGUGCAGCUCUUCAUGGCUUUGGUGGUCAUCUCCUGCUGUACCUGCACCCUGUGUCUGGUGUUCCUGCCCAAGCUUGUAAAAAUCAGAGACAAUCCCAACCAAGUGGAUCCAACUAGCUGGUUACAAUGUGAUCUUAACAAGGAGGAUUCUGAGACCUCCAGUUCCUCUAGCAGUCUCAAUCAGGGCAGAUCUCUUGAAAGCCUGCGGACUGAAAACCAGCAGCUCCGGAGGAGAAUCACAGAGAUUGGUGACCAGUUGGAGGAUGUCGCCAUGCAAGUACUAGAGGAAGAGCUGAGUCCUCCCAGUCGACAGGGCCAUGAAGUGACACUGAGAGCCCAGGUGUGCUCUGAGGAUGUGCCCAGGAUGAACAGGGAACACUUUGAUGACAUCAACUCACCUGAACAAGUCCAACGAAGACUUUCCGUGCAGCUGCCAAUUCUUCACCACGCCUACAUGCCAGCCAUUAGGGGAAUGACUGACAGCUGUUCCAGCCUUCUGAGAAGUCCCGAUGUCCCCAGUGCCCAACAGAGACAGAUGCCACCAUCGCAUCGGGUCAUGGUCACCGGGCUGUGACUGUAUUUCCCUCUACAGUGAGUGACAAUACGCUGGAAAAAUUACAAUAUUCAUUGAACUGCUCUGGUUCGACUGGCAGCUGGAAGUCAAAUGACCUUCCUUUACCUUGACUGCCAUAGCGUCAUUCACAUCUGAAGUCAUGUUCGCGUCCAGACAAGUUCUAGAUACAUGUGGUGCUGACAAAAGUUUUGUGUGGUAAAUUACAAUAGCUGCUUUCUUUAUGGAUUUUUAGUUGAUUGAUUGCAGUGCAACUCAUAGAAUGGUCUCCUGAUGGAAAAACAAUAAAACAUGUUGUCCGUUCCCCGUUUCCCAACAUGGGAGUAUCCUGUAUUGCAGCAGGAUACUGGCAUGACUGUAUUUGCACUCUUGGUAACUGCUCUGUGCUGUGGUAUUGCUCUCUGGUACUGCUCUGUCAUGUUGUCUCUGGGAAUUUCCUGGUUUGCUAAAGCCAAGGAUGAACUUUAAACUGUGUUCCAAGGCAGAAGUUAACCAUUUACAGCAGUCAAAUAAAUAAUUGAUUGUCUUUCAAGACAUUGCCUCUGUCCUGGAGAAAACAACAUCUUGGCUAUGUCUAAGCAAAAACAAGUUUAUGUUAUCAGUCUUUCAAAGAUGAUGAAUAAUCGCUUUGAGAGUAUAACCUUUAAAUGUGCAUAUUUGUAAAAUAAAAAAUAAAAAAAUCUAUAUAUAAGAAAAGGUGCUACAACUAUUUUGCAAUCCACUGUUGUGUGCCAGACAGUACUUUCUAUUUGACGAGAAUGUGCUGCAAUAACAAAAAAGGGAGGAGUGUCUCAACUUGGGGUUUAUAAAAAGGUAAAUUAUCUCACUGCACAAGUGUAUUAGGUAUCCACAACAUCCUUGGGAAAAGGAUCCUGCUAUGUCUCCAUCAGAACCGCAUUCAUCCUGCCAGCUCUUCUGGCCUUUUGGUUGGA